AUGAAUAACUAUCAUAUUUAUGAUGAGAUAGGAAAAGGAAAGUAUUCAGUUGUAUAUAAGGGAAGAAAGAAGAAGACAAUUGAAUAUAUGGCAGUAAAAUCAUUAGAAAAAGGAAGACGUACAAAACUUUUGAAUGAAGUAUGAAUUAAUUUAAAUGAUUCAGGUUAAAAUGUUCUCUGGUCUUAAACAUCCAAAUAUUUUGAAAUUUUAUCAUUGGUAUGAGACACGUAAUCAUCUUUGGGUGAUUUUGGAAUAUUGUCCAGGAGGAGAUUUAAUGGCACUAAUUGAAGCAGAUUAAUAAGGGUUAUAAGAAAACAUAGUGUUAAGAUUUGUAAGGGAUAUGGCAGCAGGAUUAAAUUAUUUGCAUUCUAAGGGCAUAAGUGAGUCAUUUAAAUUUAAUUAUAGUUUAUUGUGAUUUGAGACCAUCUAAUGUUUUAUUUAAUGAAUAUGGAGUAGCUAAAUUAAGUGAUUUAGGAAAUGCAAAACGUUUGGUUGAUAUGAUAUCAGCUACUAUAGGUCCAGAUGUAGAAAUGUCUAAAAGAGGAUCACCUUAUUAUAUGGCUCCAGAAUUAUUUCAUGAAGGUGGAGUUUAUAGUUUUUAAAGUGAUUUAUGGGCUUUGGGAUGUAUUGCAUAUGAAUUAUGUAUUGGAUAACCUCCAUUCUAAUGCAGCAGCUUUACUGAGUUAGUUGAAUUAAUUUUGAAUGCAGAAGUAAAACCAUUAGAAAUCUAAUGUUGGGACUUUAUAAAAGGGUAAUUCUUUAUCAUUUAAUAUUAGAUUAUUAGAGAAAGAUCCUCUAAAAAGAUGGGGUUGGGAAAAAAUCUGUAGAUUUUUAAAUAUUUAAUAUUUGAAUGUACCAUCUCAACCACAUUUUGAAACAUGGUGCAAAAAAAACAAUUUAGUUAGAGUAACUCCUGUUCAAUAGAAUAAUAAAUAAGUUGAUAUUGUAAGAUUAUCCUUGAAUGUUCAUAAGAAUAUGUUAAGAGAAGAUGUACCUAGUAGUUCUUAAUAAUAAUAAUAUCAUAAAUAGAUUAGCAGUAAUGAGAAGGAUUUCAAAUUAACAAAUAAAGAUUAAGAAAUAUUGAUAGGAUCAGAAUAAUAAUAAGAGGAUGAAGAAAUUGAUAAAUAACCUGAAGAAUUCUAAACUAAUGUAUAAUCAGAUUUGAAUUCUAUUAAUUCACCUCAUUUACAAUAGAAACCAUUUACUAUUAAAAAAGAUUCAGUGCAUCCAUCUACUUAAAGUCUUCUUAAUUAAUCACCUAUACCAGGAGGGAUUACACCUCAAUAAAAGAAGGGAAAUGAAAAUGAUCAAUUGAUUCCUAUUGAUUAAUUAUUCACUCAUAGUUCUGAUAAUUCAGUCAAACCUAUUAUUGGAAAUAGAGAAAUUGAAAAAUCAAUUGAUGCUACAUUUACUAAGGAAUCAUUACCUUUUUAAUAUAUAAAUUCAGAUGAUGUUAAUCGAAAUAUUGAUACUGAUUAAAUAGAAUAUCACUUUGAAUAAAUAUACAAUUCGUUAUAAAUAGGAAAAUAAUAGGAGUAAUUAAAUAUUCUAAAUUAUUUUGAAUAAAUUAUAUAGACAUCUAAUGCAGCUAAUCGUUUAAUCAAUUCUGCAUAUGUUUAAUUAUUAUUAAAAUUACUAACAGUUAGUAAAUUAACAUAAUUAAAAUACAGAAUUUGUUGUGUUUUAGGAUUAUUGCUUCGACAUGCUACUGUUAUUGAACCUGAAGUUUCAUAACAUGGAAUACCAGAGGCUAUGGUGGAAAUAUUAAAUUCUAAGGAAUAAAAUAAUGUUAGAAGAAAAGCAGCAGCAGCUUUAGGAGAAUAUUUAUUUUAUGGAGCAACUUAAAUGGAAGAAGAUCCUUAAAAUCCUUAUUGGAAGAUGAGUAAUCUUAGUUUCAAUUAAUUAAUUAAGAUUAUUAAAUCUUAGAAUGAAGAUGAAAUUGGUAUUAAAUUAAUUAAAAUAAAUUAGUGAAAUUUUAUUGUAUAAAAACAAUUGAAAACAUUUCAUCUUAAUCAAUAUCAAUAGGACAAAGAUUUGCUAAAUCAGAAAUAGUUUUAAUGACUCUCCAAUGCUUUUUAACAACUAAAAAUGAUAGUUUAAGAAUAAGUUGUGCAAUUACCUUAGCUAAUUUAUUAAUGUUGGAUAAUUAAUAAGUUGAUGUAUUUAUGUAAAAUCUUGGAUUAAAAAAUUUAGUAUCAGUAUAUAUUAUCAUUUUAAUAAAUCUAGAUAUUUUUAGAUAAUUUACAAAGAGUGUAAUAAGCUAUGAUUACAAUAUUCAAUAUUCAUCUUUUACAAAGUGUAAGCACAUAAGAUUCAUCAAGCAAUAAUGUAUCUUAAUUAGCUUCAAAUGCUGUCAAUAAAUUAUUAAUGGAAGAAUGUAUGAUAAGAUUUCUUAUUAAAAAUUAGCUUAAUUAAUAAAAGGUUUAGUAUAUUUAUUGGAUCAUGGUAAUGCUGUGAGUAGAGGAAAGGCAGCUAUUGCAUUAAUGUUGAUGAUUAAAUUUAAUAUAGUUACACUUAUUAAUCUAUCAGAAGAAUAAUUAAGAUUUUAUUAAAUUUUAGAUAAAGGACUUAGAGAUAAUAAUGAUUAUUUAAAAUAAUGCUUGUAACAUUUAGUAUAAUAAUUAUGUGAUUGUACUCCUAUUAUGAUCACAUAAAUUAAUUAAUCAUUGACUGAUUCAUAAUUGAUGGAAUACUCUCCAAAGAAAACUAAUGGCAAUUAUUUAAAUGUUUUAUUCUAAUACUCAUAAACACCUGUUUUAUAACAAUCAUUAUUCUCAUCUUAAUAUUUACCAAUACUUACAGAAUUAUUAUCAUUAUCUAAAAAUAAAACAUAAAUUCAAACAACAUUAUUAAAUAUUAUGUCUAAAAUGUGUACUAAUUCUAAAAUUUUAAUAAAAUAAUAAUAAGUAAUUAUUUAAUAAGUCCUUAAAAAUUGUAUUGAUUAUAUGGUUAAGUAAUAAAGUACUGAAACUAAAUUUAUGUUUUUGAAAUUGAUUAUAGAUUUAUUAAGUGCUUUAUUAUAGGAAGAAGGAAUAUAUGAUUAUCCUAAUUUCUUAAAACCUUAUUCUAAUGAAUUGAAUAAUAUUAUCAUUACAUUAAUCCUCCCAUUAUUAAAAGAAUUAUUCCAAGAAUAACCUCCUUUACCAUUUUAUGCACUAAAAUUAGCAUCAAUUCUCCUAACUUACAAUUCACUCUUUCUUCCUCAUUUUAAAAGAUAUGAAGUCUUAUAAGCUAUAUUAGAUAUGUAUAAGCCUGAUAGUAAUAAUAUCACAGGUCAUACAUUGAAUAUCAUUCAAAAGAUUGUUGAGGGUAGUUCAAUUGAAGAUCUUAAGCAAUUUUAAAUUAUAGGUAUAAAUUAAAUAUUAAAGUUUAGAUAAAUCAGUAUAAAUAUUUGUCUAAUUUACAAAAUAGAAGUAAGAAUGGGCAUUUGAAGAUCUAUCUUCUAUUAUGGUAGCAAUAACAAGCAAAAUUAUUACUGAAUUAUAACGAGGGAAUAAUAAAAUAGUUGUUAGUCCAGAUAAUACUUUGAUUCCUUAACCUUUCCCAUAAGAAUUCUUAUUUUUUUAAGAUCAAUUUUAUUUCACUCUUUAAUAUGCUUAACAAUUAAUAAACAUAUCAACACCUGGAUGUCAAUUAACAUUGUUAACAUAUAUGUUACAUUUGGCAUAUUUUUAUCCAGGAAAACUAUCAUAAAUAAGGUAGUAAUUAUUUAAUUAAUUAAUCCCAUUACUAUGUCCUUAAUUAAAUAAGAGAAUCAUUAAAUUAUUACAUUGGAUGGUUGUAUUAAAUGAAUAAAAACCAUUUAAAAUAGAAAAGAAAGAUAUCUUAGUAUAAGUUUUGGAAAAAUAUCAAAAAGAUGACAAAUCUAUUGCUAUGGCUGCAAAAGAUUUGAUGAAAUAUCUUCUUUGA
Paramecium pentaurelia is the source of this 3909-nucleotide messenger RNA. The record is from the annotation of a GenBank genome assembly. NCBI's taxonomy places the organism in Eukaryota, Ciliophora, Oligohymenophorea, Peniculida, Parameciidae.